CCAGGGCGCCGGGCCGCGAUGAUGCUGAGCGAGCUUGAAAUGCCGAGCUUCCACCGUGGGCGACACUCGAGGGAAGGGUGGUCGAGCUGAUGGGACUGACUGCGUCGUGUGGCACCGCGGGUGAAGCUGUCGUGAGAUUGACUGGACAGCUCAGCUCGCCGUGUCGUCUCGCACGCCGAGAAGCAAGGAGCUACAUUGGACAUGGGUGGGAAGUGGUGCGGGGAGGGCGCCGGAGCUGCCCUCAUACUGGGACUGAUCGGCCGGCGACGAGUCUGAGGAGAGAGGAGGGAAAUGCUAAGUGGAAGAGGGAAGAGGGGAUGGAAAGGUUCAAGAGUGGUGAUAGCGGUGGUCAACAAGAAAUGCUUGCUGCGGUGCUGGGGGAGGGGUGCGUAGAUUCACACGAUGAGAGAGCAGGGUUGUCAAGAAGGAGUGAGGAAGUGGAUGAUGGUGAAAUGGUGAGAUGGUAAGACGUAAGAAGAGGUGAGUGAGGGAUCCUUG
Cutaneotrichosporon oleaginosum is the source of this 498-nucleotide messenger RNA. RefSeq lists its product as uncharacterized. NCBI's taxonomy places the organism in Eukaryota, Fungi, Basidiomycota, Tremellomycetes, Trichosporonales, Trichosporonaceae. The record is from RefSeq and is a predicted model, not a curated record.